Molecule: messenger RNA, 2919 nt
Organism: Kluyveromyces lactis
Lineage: Eukaryota; Fungi; Ascomycota; Saccharomycetes; Saccharomycetales; Saccharomycetaceae
Gene: SFI1
Product: Sfi1p
Exons: 1
Coding region: 1-2919 (972 amino acids)
Source: RefSeq, a predicted model, not a curated record
AUGAACGGUACGGAAGGUAGCGAUACGGUGGGGUCUUCUACGGAUGCAUUGAUUUCACCAGACUAUUUACACUCCACCGGGUCAUUGGUGCAUAAGGACUUCAAUGAACUCUUAAGGAAACAGGAUCUCACGGGAAAUCUUGUUGAAGUGCCGCGAGAGCAUCAAGCUAAGGGAAACACUCCAGAAGAGUUACUUAACGGAAUAUUUGAAAUAGCAGCGGAUGAUAUGGAAAACGCGAAUGUCCAGGAUAAUUACUCUGCAGAAAACUAUAAUAGUAUAUCAGAGAAUUUCGAUGAGUUACACGCCAAUAUAUAUGGUGGCAAUAUACACAUUCCUAUUCUCCAGCGACUAUAUAACAUGAUCCAAGUGUUCCUUCUGCGACAUGGUUUGACUCUGGAUUUUUUGACUAUUUUCCAACGUUAUGUGAAUCUACUAGGUGAAUCCAACGUUGAUGUACUACAGGACAAGUAUCUUUUAAAUUUACAAAAUGAAUUAAGCAAAGGGUAUGAUUUUUCCACCAUUUUACAAGACAUCAUCACAGCAUUUCUUCUGAAGCCGGAGAACGUCAUCAUGAAAUUGGCGUACUUUCAAUUCAAGACGGAAAGACUGUUACUGAAGAAAGUGUUUUCAAGCUGGCAAUUGAAAUGCUCUUUGAACUACAACCUUUCAGAGCUUGAAGAGAUAUGGAAUAAGUGCGUAAAGAAAAAAUUCUUUCAACGAUGGGUCCAAACAUCUGAUAUCAAAUGCCGGGAAUGGGUAAAAAACGGAGACGAAGUAUACAACCAGAGACUCAAGACAGGUUUUUUUGAUGCAUGGCUUGAUAGGAUCCAUCAAAUAGAUACAAAAUCGCAGAUUGCUGAUAACUUUUUCUUGGAUAAUACCUUUGCAAACAUAAAAGCGAAACACGAGAGGUUAACGCAAUGCUUCAACAGAACGAAAAAUGUCAAUCAAAAGCAUCUCCUUCAGAAAUCGUUCAAGUUGUGGAAGCUAAAAAUGUGUGAAGGUCAUUAUAAUCCAACGACAAUGAAACGAUACUUACUUUGCAAAGGCUUCACAGAAUGGAAAAAGAAGUAUGCACAUGAAAUAUACCUAAGAGAACUCGCGACUUUCUCAGAACGAAACUUUCAUCUAAGUCCGUUUUUGAAUAAAUGGAUCUCGCAAUAUCAAAAGAAAGAGGCAUACGAGCUGAAACUCAUAGAAAAAAGUAAUAUAUUCAUCAAACGAAGGUUUUUUGAAAUGAUUUUACUAGCAGAUAAAUUGGUUAAUGUCGAGUCGAAGGUACAAGAGUGCAACACUGAAUCUCUGCAACGAUAUGUUUUAUAUGUAUGGCAAAAACGCUUCGAAGAAAGAACUAAUAGUCAUGAUUACGUCGUUCAACAGAACACAAAGAUUGUGCGCUUUUACUUUUCUCAAUGGAAACUAAAAUCGGAAAGUUACGCAACAGCGAAUUCUCAUUACACCUCACUUUUGAAGAAAAAAUUCAUCCAUUCCAUCACAUUGAAAUGCAGAGCAGCCCAAUUCAACUCUUCAAUAAAAGAAGCCAAAUACUCGAAAGCUUUGAAACUUUGGCGUAAGAAAUUUGAGCUGAACGCCCUUGCUCAGGAAUUUGAUUCUUUAAUCCUUAAGAGAUAUUACAAUGUUGUUAAAAAUAAACAGCAUUCUCUGAAAGAUCUUGGGAAUCUUUCAGCUCGAUGUUAUGAUAAUGAUAUCAGUAAGAGGCAUUUUAUGGUUUGGAUUAAUCGUUAUAAACUAUUGCUUUCAUCACAAAGGAAAGCAGAAGUUUUCAUGAAGCUGCGCUUUAUUACCAUUAUCAAGCGUUCAAUUAACGAUACUCGUAUGAAAACUCGUUUGUCGAUUGAACUCUCUAAAGGUAACAGUAAAAUGCUCGUUGAAAAUUUGUGGAAAGUUUGGAAGACCCGGCUGGAAUCUAAAAGGCUACUUAAUCUUGAAAUGUUGCUGGACAAGUUUGAAGAUAGAAGAUCUUUACAAUUUAACCAAAAAUUCCUUUCAGCAUGGAUGAAACGCUCUCGCUUCUACACAGUUGAAUGUGCAUCUAUCGCAGAACAGAGCUCCGAUAUGAGUUCUCUGAAGAAUACUAUGCUCCAAUGGACAACGAAAUAUUCCAACAUAAAAUUAAUGCAUACAGAGGCUGCCGAAAUUCAUGACAGCAUAUCUGUUUCCAAUGCUUUUGAUUCUAUUCUUAGAAAGCUUGAGGCACUUCAAAUUCAGGACUCUAGGUUGUCCAUGUAUGUCGAAGAAAAGCAGGUUAAGUUGUUACUGAAAUGGACCAACAAGUGGAGCGUUAAGGUGUUAAAACUUAAGCGUAAUGAAGAAUCAGUUGCCAUGUUUAGAGUGAGAUGGAACAGAGCUAACCUUCGAGCUAUUAUGAGUUUAUGGAAGGAGAAAGCGUUUUCAAUCGUAAAUUAUUCGUCUGGUAACGAACUAGCUAGCUAUUCUCCCCAAAAUGAUGAGUUGACAUUUCAAACUCCCAUGAAAUCACCUAAUAAUGCUGCGGUAACGAUACCUGGCUCCACAAGAGUUAAAAGAAAUAAAAUGGAUAGAAUAAGGAAUAGGUUUAGUAGGGCCCGGGGAGCAAUACCAAGCCCAAUCAAGACAACAAAUGUGCUGGAUAGCACUGUAAAGGCGAGAUUAAGUGAUCAGCGAAACACAGCUGCAAAGGACACUACAGGCGCACAGGCUACAUAUCUAUUGAGUGUGAAUAAAAGGUUAGCGGGAAAAACAAGAAACAUCAGCUUCAACAAAAUUCCAGAAACAAGCCUUUUCGGAUUUCCAUCGCCUCAGCCAUUUGAAGGACCAGAUCCAGAUAAAUUAAAAGUUGAUCUCGACUUCUUGGAAGGCGAUUCUCUGCCCGAACGUGACGAUUCUCCAACUAGAAGAAGAUCCAGACCGAUUCAAUGA